AUGUUGAAUGUACGGGCCCUCAACAAACUCUUGACCGAGAACGUCGACAACAAGCUCUUCGUGCGGUGGUUUAUCAUGACGCCAAACGGAUCGUUGAUGGCAUACACUCUGCCUGCAAACAUGAAGGAACUACGCGACCAAGUCGCUCUGGUAUCAAUAUCCUGGAAAGAGCAUCUGGAACGCAAAGACAACGAACGAUUUGAACCGCAGUAUACACAAGGUGGCCCUAACGAACCCUCGAAACGCGUGGUUCGACCUGAUGCAUUAGAGACAUUGACUGUUGAAUUCGACCACCGGAACCUGAUUGUCAGGUAUCUGCAGCCCAAGUUGCUUUUGGUGCUCGAAGGUGGAGUGCCGCCGGGAAGGAAACGCGAGCUCAAAGUGACAGCAGAAGCGCCCGGAGAUUCGCGAUAUCCAUCCGAGGACUCGAGUGUGUCUGACCGCACCGAUACUAUGCUCGGAACAUCUGUUGGAUCAAAAGCAUCGACGACAGUUAGUAGCACACAACGCCUCAGUGUCCUGCACAUUCAGCGUAGGAAAACGGAAAUCAUGGCCGAGACGAUAAAGCGCGAACUAUCUGGGUUCGAGGUAUGUUGCGAAUAA
Molecule: messenger RNA, 603 nt
Organism: Aureobasidium namibiae CBS 147.97
Lineage: Eukaryota; Fungi; Ascomycota; Dothideomycetes; Dothideales; Saccotheciaceae
Exons: 2
Coding region: 1-603 (200 amino acids)
Source: RefSeq, a predicted model, not a curated record